This is a messenger RNA of Oldenlandia corymbosa var. corymbosa, 1187 nucleotides long. NCBI's taxonomy places the organism in Eukaryota, Viridiplantae, Streptophyta, Magnoliopsida, Gentianales, Rubiaceae. The record is from the annotation of a GenBank genome assembly.
CAUCCUGAUCUUUUUUUCCUUCUGGUCUCUUGACAAUUUCUGAACCAGGUAGCAUAUAAAUAGUGAACAACUUCUGCAACUUCCUUUUUAGAUAUUCCCUCCACACUUAUCUCUCUCUCUCUCUCUCUCUCUCUCUCUCAAUACAUAUAAAAUAUUGUCCAAAAAUGGUACAGUCUAAAAAGUUCAGAGGUGUCAGGCAACGCCAUUGGGGUUCUUGGGUUUCCGAAAUUCGCCAUCCUUUGUUGAAAAGAAGGGUUUGGCUAGGGACAUUUGAUACAGCGGAAGAAGCAGCCAGGGCUUAUGAUGAAGCAGCCGUUUUAAUGAGCGGAAGAAAUGCCAAAACUAAUUUUCCAGUCACGCAAAAUGAUCCAAAUCAUCGUAAUGCACUACCUCAUAAUUCAGUUACAUCCCCAACUGAUCAUCAUCCUCAUCAUCAUCAUCAUCACCAUCAAAAAGAUCAUCGUAAACCCGAUCAGGACUCGUCAUCAGUAUCAUCUCCGAGGAACUUGUCGGAAAUUCUCCACGCUAAGCUCCGGCGAUGCAGCAAGGCACCAUCUCCUUCCCUCACUUGUUUAAGGUUAGACAUUGAGAAUUCCCACAUCGGAGUCUGGCAAAAGCGCGCCGGCCCGGCUUCGAGUUCCAGUUGGGUCAUGCAAGUGGAGCUUCAAAACAAUAAAAUCGCCAACCACAACAACAACCAUAAUAAUAACAACAAUAAUGCCCAUAACGCAGAUUCCAGAAAAGCGGUAGAAGAGAAUCAUAACAACAAUAACAACAUGAAAGCUGGACUGGAACUCGAGGAAAUACUAAUGGAGGAAGAAGAGCAAAGGGUUGCGCUACAAAUGAUUGAAGAACUUCUCAAUAUGAACAGUCCAUGAGGAUUAGUUAAGUGAUCGGAUGAACUCAUUUAAAGACAUCGUUUUCCUUCAUUUUUCUCAUUUUUAUUUUUUUCUUACUGAAUUGUACUAUAUUAUAAUUAUAUAUAUCAUAUCAUAUAGUGAGUGAGUGAAAGGUGUGUAGUUUAGUUUAUUCAAGUCGAAUCAAUAUCCUUUCCAAUAAAUUGUUGAAAAAAUAUAAAAUACCAGUUCAUUUUUGCAUGUGCUCAGUAUAAUAUUAUGAUGACUGGUCCUCUACCUCGUACAGGAACUGAUUCCCUCGUCACUAAUUUUAUUAUCAUUAUUUUUGUG